UCGUCUCGUGUGUGUUGGACCUGUGCAGGUCUCCGUCAGUGUAAAUCCCGUCUCUCCAGCCGGCCGACAUGGCGACUGUGAGGACGCUCAUAUGCUGCACAGCAACCUGCAUCUGAAGCGGCUCCGGCGGGCAGCUCCACGGCAUCACCGCGUAUUUGUGGGCAAACGCACGCUUGGACACAGUGGAUUUAUAAUCGGGGCUGAGUGAGGAAGACCAUGGUGGAACAGGGCCAGAUGUCGUUGGCGGGGCAGAGGUUAGGGGCACCAGAGACUCUGGGCAUCAGCACACUGGAGCCCGGACACAAACCGCCUGCGAUGCCACCCGGACGCCUGCUGCCCAUCAGAGUCCUGCUGCUGGAUGACUCAGAGGAGAUAUUCGACAUAUCGCAUCGAUCAUCUGGACGGGUUCUGUUCGAGAUGGUCUGCAUGCAUCUGAACCUUGUUGAAGGCGAUUACUUUGGCCUGGAGUUCCAGAGCCAUCACAGAAGGAUGGUUUGGCUGGAUUUACUAAAGCCCAUUAGAAAGCAGAUCACACGGCCCAAGCACACCGUCCUUCGGUUUGUUGUGAAAUUCUUCCCCCCUGAUCAUUCCCUGCUGUUGGAGGAGCUGACCAGGUACUUGUUUGCGCUGCAGGUCAGGCAGGAUCUGGCCAGCGGACGUCUCACCUGUAGUGACGCCAGCGCUGCUCUUUUGGUGUCUCAUAUCAUCCAGUCUGAGAUUGGGGAUUUUGAGGAAACUCAGUGUAGACAGCAUCUGCUUAACACCAACUACAUCCCUGACCAGAUGGCCCUGAUGGACAAAAUCAUGGAGUUCCACCAUAAACACAUUGGGCAGACUCCAGCAGAGUCAGAUUACCGUUUGCUAGAGGUGGCGUGCAGAUUGGAGAUGUAUGGUAUCCGACUUCAUCCCGCUAAAGACAGAGAAGGAACCAAGCUCAGCCUGGCUGUAGCACACGGAGGUGUCCUCGUGUUUCAGGGGCACAACAGGAUCAACAACUUUAACUGGUCUAAAAUACGCAAGCUGAGUUUCAAGAGAAGAAGGUUUCUCAUCAAAUUAAGAGCAGACCCUGGCCAGAAUGUUAAUCAAGAUACUCUGGAGUUUUUGAUGGCGAGUCGGGACUGCUGUAAGAUGUUUUGGAAGAUCUGUGUGGAGUAUCACGCCUUCUUCAGGCUGUUUGAGGAGCCCAGACCCAAACCUAAACCAGUGCUGUUCAGCAGGGGCUCUUCCUUCAGGUUCAGCGGACGGACACAGAAGCAGGUGAUAGAUUAUGUGAAGGAAAAUGAGUUUAAAAAACUGCCCUUUGAUAGGAAACAUAGUAGAGUGCAGUACAACAGUAGCCUGUCACCUCUGCGUUCUGCACAGCACCAAGUGCCAAAUCAAGCUGUCAAGCAGAGCUGGGAUGGCUCAUUUUUAGUAAGCUCUGAAGACUCUGCGGUGUUAAGACCAUGUGGAAACUCCUCCCCGUCGACUCAGCGGAACGGAUGCAGUGACCAAACGUACCCCAUUAAAGAGGACAACAGAAGUCAGGCAGCUAAGCAGUCCCCCAUCGAUCGAGCAGAGGUGACGUGUGCUUCGGUCACAUUAGUUAAUGGUCACGCUGAUGACUGUAGAGGAGCGACGCCGUCUCCUCUCAUCUCGCCCAUGCUGAAUGACAGUGGUGCCAUACGCACUGAUGAUGAGGAGGACAACAGGAGGAAGAUCUGUCCAGCUGAUAAGGCAUAUUUCAUUGCUAAAGAGCUGCUGAGCACUGAGAGGACGUACCUGAAGGACCUGGAGCUGAUCACAGCGUUUCAGGGAGUGUUGGAUAAAGAGGACUGUGUUCCUGACACUCUGAAGACACUGUUGAGCUCCACCUAUGAGCCGCUACAUUCCCACCACAAACACUUCCUCCAGGAGCUCGAGGAGAGACUAUCACUGUGGGAAGGCCGUUGCAGUAUGCAGGAUAAGGAAGAUUUCCAGCAUGUAGGAGACCUGCUGCUGAAAACCAUACAGCACCUCAAGUCUCUCUCAGCUCAGCUGCAGACGAGCUCAGAGUGUGUGUACGCGCUGGAGAGAGCGUGCGCUGCGUCCCGGCGGCUGGAGCACGUGUGCCGUGAGUUUGAGCUGCAGAAGGUGUGUUACAUUCCAUUAAACGUCUUUCUUCUGAGUCCUCUACAUCGCCUGCUGCACUACAGACAGAUCCUGGACAGACUCUGCAAACACCAGCCGCCAACACACACCGACUACAGCCACUGCAGAGCUGCAUUGGACGAUGUGUGUGAACUGGAGGCUGUGCUUCAUCCUGGUCUGGUGGAGAUGGAGAACUAUCAGAAACUCCUGGAACUUCAGAAGGACGUGACUGGUGUUGAGCGUCUGGCCGCGACGGGACGUCAGCUCAUCAGACUGGGCUGCCUCAGCAAGCUCUCUGGGAAAGGCCUUCAACAGCGCAUGUUCUUCCUGUUCAAUGAUGUCCUGUUGUACAGCACUCGAGGAAUAACUUCAGCCAAUCAGUUCACAGUGCACAGACAACUUCCUCUACGCGGCAUGACAAUCCGGGAGAGUGAGGAUGAGUGGGGCGUCCCGCACUCCUUCACCCUGAUGGUGCAGCAGCAGUCACUGGUGGUCGCCGCAUGUUCAGAGUCAGAAAUGGAGAAAUGGAUGGAGGAUUUAAAGAUGGCGGUUGACAUGGCUGAAGAGUCUGAUGAACCGACCUCUGACCUGCUGACUCCCAGCAAGGAUGUCACAUCCUCAGGGGCGUCUGAAGUGGAGUCAGAGGAUGAUGUUUGUGGGUCUCAAACAUCUUUGCCGCGUCAUGGCAACAGUUCAGCAAACAUGCUUCACCGCGGCAACACUACGGCACACGUGUGUUGGCAUCGCAACACCAGCGUUUCCUUGCUGGACUUCAGCAUAGCGACGGAGAACAAGCUCUCAGGAAAUCUGCUCAGAAAGUUCAAAAACAGCAACGGCUGGCAGAAACUCUGGGUGGUUUUCACCAGUUUCACCCUGUUCUUCUACAAAACACACGAGGACGAGUUUCCUCUGGCCAGUCUGCCGUUGUUGGGUUACUCCGUCACAGAUGCUGGAGAGUCUGAAAACAUCCAUAAGGAUCACGUCUUCAAACUGCACUUCAAAUCUCACGUCUAUUACUUCAGAACUGAGAGUCAGUACUUUUUCGAAAGAUGGAUGACGGUGAUCAGAAGUGCUACAGUCUCUGCCAGCAGAACCCGCUAUCUGAACCGGACAGAACCGGACUGAACAGCAUACAACCUGCCGUCUGAACCCCACAGAAACUGCCAUGUGACCGGGACAGAAAACAACACAAGCCAACAGACCCAUGCAGCCAUCUCAGUGUGUGUGUGUAUGUGUGUGUGUGCUUUAUGACAACGUCACUUUUGUGACUGACUUUCUUUUUUAAAUAAUAGUGUUACAUAAUAUGACGUUAAAGGGGAAUGUCACCACUCGCUCAGAUAUCAGCCUCAGGUACGCUUUAUUCCUAUCAUUUGUAAUUUUGCUGAAUUAAGGUUCUUAAGCUCCAUCAGUGACAUUAAAGCUUUAUUAUACACUCUUAAAAAUAAAGGCUCCAAGAGGGUUUUUCCCCAGUGAUGCCAUAGAAAAUCCACUUCUGGUUCCCCAAAGAACCUUUCAGUGAUCAGUUCUUAAAAGAACCACUUUUUCUUAGUGUGAAGAACAUUUUAAAAAUAUAAAGAACCUUUUGUCCAGUGAAAAGGUUCCAUGGAUGUCAAAGGUUCUUAAUGGAACCUUCACUGCCAAUAAAGAGCCUUUAUUUGUAAGAGUGUAAAGGUGAAAAUCAGAGAGUAAAACAGGACAGAUCACAGAGGAUUUCACACUCCAGUACCGAGAUCAUCAUUGUACUUGCACUUUGGAUAAAAGGUGCCUCCAAAUCUCUAGCAAAAACUGCAUUAUGGAUUUUAUAAAAAGGCCUCAAAUAUUUCAAGGUGCUAUGUUCCUGAUUAUGCUGGGUUUGAAUAUGACAUGAGGUGAACUGAGGUUUAUUACCACAUAGAUAGGCCUAUUUAUAGCGUGUGUUGACAUACUGAAGUCAAUAUCUUGAGAAACUGAAAGACAAAGUGUUAGUAAAGGCUCAGAGAUGAAGAGAGAGGUGGAAUUCCCCUUUAAACUCAUGACUUUCCCCAUGAACACACAGGUGCUUUUUGUCCUCUAGUGUAAAGAACAUCACGAACAAGCAUUUCCUGCAUUUUUUUACUGGGCUUUUACAGAAUCUCAUUUUGUAAGCGAUGUUUAAUUGUAAGCGUAAGCCGUAAGUGUCACUUGUCGCCUCUAAAAGGAGGCGGAUCAUUUCAGUGCCAUGGUUUUUAUAGUACAGAUUUCUAUGUUUCUAUGUUUUAGACUUCAGCUGAAACCAUGUUGGGUUCCAGAAGCCAAUGUGCCAAAACCAUUUUGGGUAUUUCUGUUCGUUCCCAUAUUGGAUUGAAUGGUCAAUAAUGAAAAGGCAUUGAGGAUUUAGAGGCAAGUUAUAAAAUAUAUGAACUUUACUGAGCUUAUAUUUAUAGUGUUAAAGUGCCAUUAAGAGCAUAACACACGAGCAUUAUUUUAUGCUACAGCAUUUAUUUUCAUCACCAUGUAGCAUUUGAUAAUGAAGAAGAGAGGAUAUUUUGUUAUUCAAAGCUGUGAGAAGCUUGACACCCCUCACUGUCAUUUUAGGGAUAUCAUUUUCACCAAACUAAGAAACAUUUACCUUAGAUUCAGUAUGCGAUGAGCCACAGCUGUAUAUUACAGGUUAGUUUAGUCCACAGAAGACGUAAAGCUUUAAAAUGUGCAUAUAAACAUGUUUUAGUUUCAUAAGGCCCAAACACUGCUCAAAUGAAAGGAGAGAGAGGAGGAGAGAGAGUUUAUUGGAAAUGAAAGCAAUAAAACCUCAUUCCAGAAA
Ctenopharyngodon idella (grass carp) is the source of this 4888-nucleotide messenger RNA. RefSeq names its product FERM, ARHGEF and pleckstrin domain-containing protein 1. Gene Ontology annotation, cellular component: cytoskeleton. NCBI's taxonomy places the organism in Eukaryota, Metazoa, Chordata, Actinopteri, Cypriniformes, Xenocyprididae. The transcript has 26 exons. Gene Ontology annotation, molecular function: guanyl-nucleotide exchange factor activity; cytoskeletal protein binding. The coding region runs from base 217 to 3234 and encodes 1005 amino acids. The record is from RefSeq and is a predicted model, not a curated record.